Syzygium oleosum is the source of this 988-nucleotide messenger RNA. RefSeq lists its product as uncharacterized. Bases 62 to 754 code for a protein of 230 amino acids. Lineage: Eukaryota; Viridiplantae; Streptophyta; Magnoliopsida; Myrtales; Myrtaceae. The record is from RefSeq and is a predicted model, not a curated record. The transcript has a single exon.
CACCAGAGAAAAGCCUUCUUUACAGCUCGGCAAUGGCUCCUCCUGCAGUCCCCCACUCGCGAUGAUGAUCCCCAUCAUCACCAUCACCAUCAUCAUCAACAUCAACAUCAUCAUCCCUUUUAAGGCUCGAACCUCGUGCCUCGACUCACUCGAUACACCGACAAGCUCGCCACCAGCCCUUUUCCCGCAGCCAGAAAGAGCGCCCAUGGCAGGGAGUCCCGCCGCGGCGACGAUCCCCAGAAAGAGGCUCCUCGUCCUCAAGAAAGUGUCCAGCUUUCUCAGGAGAUCCGCCUACCUGGCCAAGAUGAGCAAGCCCGUCAUCGUCGUCCCGUGCCUGGCUCUGCUCAGGAGAUCCGCGAGGCCGAGCAGAUUCGAUAGCUUGGGCAACUACCGGUUCCUCCGGGAGUACGAGUUCUCUCCCUCCAGGACCCCGCUCAUCCACCGCUACUGCAGGAAGAAGCUAAAGCUGAAGGGGAGGAGGAGGAGCUUCAAGGAAGACGUCCGGUCGCUCCUGGUCCUGUGCAGCUGCCUGGGGAGUGGGGGGAGGUCGUCCUCAGGUUGGGAGGAGGAAGACCGUUUCUUCGCUGCUGCGGGGACAUUCGCCGCCGAGCCGGCCAGUGACGCGCUCGAGGAGGAGGAGGAGGAGGAGGAGGAGGAGGAGGAAAGCGGCGGGGAUUCGGUCGAUCUGAGAGCGGAGAUGUUCAUCAGGAGAUUCUACGAAGAGAUGAGGAUGCAGAGGCGGCUCUCCCUUUAGACGCGGAACGAUCCCAAGGUUCAUCGCAUCUUGCAGCAUUGCGACGGCGAAAGAUCGUCGUAUCUCUCGCGUCAUGUGAAUCUGUUUUCUUGUUCUCUGCUCUCCGCAGGAUCUUUUUUUUUUUAGAGAGAUUGCGGGGGAGGGGUGUUUAUGCAUUCUUUUGAUUCUUUUUUCUUCCGGGUUAAGAUUGUUCGGGGAUAUCAGAAAAUUGUCAGUUUUGGGUCUUUUCCUUCU